Messenger RNA from Exophiala dermatitidis NIH/UT8656, 2272 nucleotides. RefSeq lists its product as uncharacterized. Lineage: Eukaryota; Fungi; Ascomycota; Eurotiomycetes; Chaetothyriales; Herpotrichiellaceae. The transcript has 3 exons. The record is from RefSeq and is a predicted model, not a curated record. Bases 223 to 1758 code for a protein of 511 amino acids. Gene Ontology annotation, cellular component: Cdc73/Paf1 complex; nucleus. Gene Ontology annotation, molecular function: RNA polymerase II C-terminal domain phosphoserine binding. Gene Ontology annotation, biological process: transcription elongation by RNA polymerase II; positive regulation of transcription elongation by RNA polymerase II.
AAUCCAGCCAAAAGAACUCGCAGCACGCAGGCAGUUGUCUGGCAGUCCCUCUCUGACAUCUCGUUGUGGUGUGUGCAGUUGGAUACCUAUCUUCCUUCUCGCCUACAUCUCCCUCUACUCUGUCUCAUCUUCCUUCUCAUCUACAUCUCCCUUUAUUUCUAUUUCUGAGCUGGCUGCAAACACACUACCUACCACCUGCGCUUUUGCACAGGCUCACUCAAGAUGUCUGCGGAGGAGGACUCUGCGCACCAGGCCAGAGAUUUUGAGAAUGAAGGUUCGCCACAUAGUUUGAACGGUGACACUGCCCUGGACGAUGACGGCGACCUUUUCGGCGACGACGAUGAUGAGCUUGACCAAGACAUCAAUGACUCGCAUCGAAAACUCGACGACUCGGAACUCGACUCCGGUGACGAUGAAGGCCGGACAGACCGCGUCGCCACGACCGUUGAAGAUCAUGACGAAGAAUUGGAUGAAGAGCAAAAGCAAUUGAAGCUGUUGGAUGUGGACCUUGCUAGAGUCAACCCACCGGAGGGGCAAGAGCUGUACUUGCUCACCAUGCCUCCCUUUCUGGGCGUCAAACACCGCAACUUCGUCCCUGCAACCUACGAACCUCCGACGGCACCACACGACGGACGUGAUCCCGAAACCGACCCGACCGCCAAGUUUUCUGCAUUUUCCACCGCCGCCAGCACGAUCUUCUGGCGCCGCGACCCCAAGAACCCGGAGCUGCUGCAAUCAAACUCGCGCAUUGUUCGGUGGUCCGACGGAAGCUUGACUCUGCAAAUCGCCUCGUCACCAAAGGACCACUACCGAAUUUCCACCACUGCCCUAAGACAAUCCUGGCCUAAGAAGUCGGGAGCGUCUCAGUCGGACUAUGACGCAAACAAGGACUCGCACAACUACCUGGCUGCACCACACAUGACGGCCGGCGUGGACCUGCAGAUCAUGGCGCCCUUUGAUGCGUCCAUGAAAAUCCAGCCGACCGGCGAUCUGGCAGAUGAAUCGGUGUUGAAGCUGCAGCAAUCUUUGGCCGCGGCAACCCAGAUGCACGACCCUCUAGCCAACUUGAAACAAGUCAAAGAAGAUCCCGAGUUGGCCAAGAAAGCCGCGGAAAUGUUCGAAAAGGAACGGACUCGGGCAAGCCGCAAACGCGAGGCUGCCGAAGACCGGCUGCUGAUGCGCAAGGAUCGUGUAUUGGGCCGCGCCGGACUUGGACGGUAUGGAGGGGCAGGGCUCAGUGUGGCAGGGCUCGAAGACGACGAUGGCAUGCCGCUGGCUCGGGGCAAGAAGAGCGGUGGCAUGUCUGCUCGGCGCCGCAAGGUUAACCGCCGCGGCGACAUCUAUUCCGACGACGAGGACGAGAACAUGCCACGGGGCCGAGGCCGGGAAGACGAGUACGACCGCGAGGAUGACUUCCUGGCCGCAAGCGACGAAGAACCCGAGAUCUACGACGACGAAGAGGGUGGAGAAGAACCCGAGGCCGAAGAGGAAGACCCGGACGUGGAUGACCUGGAGAUCGAAGGGCGUGAAACCGUCAUCGAGAACCGUACUCGUGGCGGCAAUGAGCGGGAUGGACGCGAGAGAGAUCGCGACCGCGGCCGCGAUAGAGGAUCGACGCCGAAACGUUCGGCCAGCGACGAUGAUGACGGUCAAACCGAAGGCCAGCAGGCCCAAGGUGACGCUGCCGCCGCCCCAGGAGGCACACCACAAGCCAGGAAGAAGAGACGUGUCAUUGACGACGAUGAGGACGAGGAAUGAAAACAACAACUGCCGGUUUGCAUCUUUUCCCCCACAUCAUUCCCCUGGGGGCAAUGUGUUCCUGCUCUCUGCCAUAGCAAGCUUUACAUACGACAGUAUUUUGCAAAUGAUACUAUUUCCUGGGUUUCUACUAUUACUUUCUACCUACUGCAGAGAGUGAGUGAGUGAGCGGUGAUGGCUGGGUGGCUUGCAGCCCCUAUUUGAAUUCAAGUCGUUGGCGUCCAUGAGGCAGGACUCGGAAUCAAAGAAACGGCAGACCCUGAAACUGAACCAGAACCAAUACAAUUACAGUAGUACACGACCCAAGCCUCUGCAAAACUGGCUGGCUACCUAGGUACCUAGGUACAGUAGUUUCAAGCUGUUAUGUAUCGUCCUGGUGCAGCGCAGGGCAGUGAGUUUAAGAAGCAUCCAGCCUUCUUCGAUACCUAGCAAUAUUUAGGAAAGGAAACCUGGGCCCUGGCAAGACGGCGUUCAGUGUGGUACGACGCGGCACUAGCCCGGCGCUACGUAUGGC